Molecule: messenger RNA, 7266 nt
Organism: Cutaneotrichosporon cavernicola
Lineage: Eukaryota; Fungi; Basidiomycota; Tremellomycetes; Trichosporonales; Trichosporonaceae
Gene: TAO3
Exons: 6
Coding region: 1-7266 (2421 amino acids)
Biological process (GO): cell morphogenesis
Cellular component (GO): site of polarized growth; cell cortex
Source: RefSeq, a predicted model, not a curated record
AUGGAGGAGAUUAUUAUUCCAGAUCUUGAAGAGGAGGAGGACGACUACAGCCUUCCCUCGUUCCCCACUAGGUCAGCCUUUGGACAAAGCUCUAGCUCCCCAGACUCGGACCACUCGCUUCGCAAUGACUCCAUGUCAUCUGAUCACUUGGGCCUCCGACCCUUUGGUGGCACUCAACCCCGCUCAACUCCCCAGAGGAGUGCCCUGUCGCACUCGACCUCGUCCUCGUAUGCCGACCAUGCCGCAGACGCACCGCGACUAGGCAAGUUCCCAAAUGGCUCGUCGACUUCUCUGGGAACGGUGCAGGCGCCGCAGGUGAUGCCGCAACAGACUUCUCCCGGCGCAGCUCUGCUCGCGACCAGGAAGGGAUCGUUCGCAUCGCUGAAGAACAUCCUCAAACCCAACCAGCAGGGGCCGGUGCGAGCCGUACCACCGGUACCUCCGAUGGACAGGGCAGGGAGGUAUCCAGCGCUCCAGAACCCAUUCCGCACUGACGCGGACCUGUCUUCCUCUCAGUCUGGACGAUCACGGGCCAACACCAAGGCGUCAGUCGUUCUGGCUGGCUUUGGACGCAGCGAGGACCCCGUCGCGUUUGGUAAGACACCAGCAGAAGAGGCUCUCAAGAUCGUCUACCAGGCGUUCAGGGCUGCGGCUGAUGGCAAGAUCAAGAAAAUCAUGGCCAAGCCUGCGAACUCUUACAUUGCGUUGACGUCGACAUUGGAAGCAGGCGCAGACGAGUCUUUCGACGCGUUAAUCCUCUCGAUGGCGAACUGUACCAGACGACACGCACGACGAGUCGUCGACCUCUUGGGUCUUUGGGUUCGCAACCACAUCGAAAAAGCCCAUUCUGGCGACGUGUACCAUCCCCAGCCGAUGGGGAUCCGCAUGGGCAUCGACGACGAAGCAGCUGUCCUCGGGGCACGAAGAGUGUCAGCAGCACGGUAUAUCUACUACCGGACGCUGAUGGAGAUUGUCCGAGUGGUGCCAGGAGAGCAGCUCGGCGACGACGUAGCUCUCAACCUCGAGCACUCGGCUUUCAGCGUCUUCCGUUCUGAACGGUCAGAAGACACGGUGCACAGGCGAGCUGUCUCCGGCGUGCUGGUCGACUUUCUGAGCGAAUUGUCCAAGACGCGCUUCCUCACCGUUAGCGACAGGUUUACCCGCGAACUUAGCGCCCUCGCUUCCGCCGGUGUUACGAAGGAUACGGACGCCAAGGUUGAGCACAUCCUCAAAGGAGUACGGAAGCUCAAUCUCAGGGUGUACCCGGAGAGCGAGCUAGAGAUGGCUGCCGAGUUCAUCGACACGUUAUCCGCAUUCUUCGCAAAUGCACAUGGUACUGCCCUCAAGAUCGCGUACGCCGAGACGUUCACACAUCUGCUUCACCCCGUCAUUGAGACGGCGACAGCAGAGGUCAACCACCCGACCUGGGCAAGAGCAAUCGCAGUGGUCCUCCAGCGUGCGAUCACCAUGGCGGCCAAGCCUCGGUACUGGAGUGUCGCCUUCCCUUUGGUCAUUGUCGCACUGGCUGUGUCUCCGCGCGAGGUGUUCAUGGAGCAUUGGCAGUGGUGUAUCGACACCAUCCAGACGAAGACCAAGGACAGGACAAAUCGCCUCAUCGGAAUGAACGCUUUCAUCCACAUCCUUUGGGUGUACCUGAAUCGCAUCACAGAAAGCUCAACCUCAAGACGGAAGCGGCUCGAAGGUCUCCUCCAAGGGCAUUUCCCUCCACAUUCCGGCCAACUCCUGCCCGUGGAGAUGCCGCUGGAGGCAUUCGUCGCGAUUCUCCACUAUGUCAUGGCACGCCAAACCGAAUAUGGUCAAGAACUGAUCGCCGAUUUCUUGCGAAACAGUGUCCCAAACCGCCACCAAGACGGCUCGCCGCGAGACGUGUUACAACCCGACCGGGCUUACGUUGCUGUGCGAGCUGCGACGUUGACACUCCGAAGCCUUGGCAACAACACACCAGUUGGCCUGCCUCUCAGCGGAGACUUCACUCGGUUCGACUUUCCUAAAUACAGCCCGGCUCCUGACAACUCGCUUGAGAAUAUCCCCGAAGCGCAGGAGUACAUCCAGAAGUGUGGGCCGCUGUCGCUCAACGUACUUUUGAGCUGUGACCGCAUGGUUGGGCACAUUCUCAUCUCAAGUGAUACUGUAAACGUAGCAGUUCACGCAUCCAGCGCGACCUUGGACCCCGUGAGCGACCAGAUCACGAGGAAACAUGGUGAUGUCUAUUUGGGUUAUCUAUCCCGCCACGAACCCCACUUCCGGCUCCUUGCGGCCCUCCUGGAGCAGCCCUUGCCUUCACUGCUCUCCACAGCAAAGGAGAUCCGACCGCUUGUUGACAUUCUAUGCCGCGCUACCUUCUCCGCGUGUCCCAUCACGUGCGAAGCAGCGGCCGAGACCAUGCGCCGCGUCGCCAAUGACCCCAUCAUGUGCGCGACUUUGGUGGGCACAUACUGUCAUUUCAUCUUUGAGACCGACCACGUCUUCAAAGGUCACUUUGUGGGCACCCGACUUCUCGAGUCACAACUCGUUCGUGUCGUUCGGCUGUGGCUCCAGAUCUUGGAGAAACUCGCUGAGCAACACCGCUCCAGUACCGACGCAGACCCGAUGGACCCUGCAUUCGUGGCAAAGAUUGAAGGCUGUGGCCUCUUCCUUCUGUGCUCGACCUGUCUCAACCUCCGCAAGUUGGCGUAUGGGGUCUUCUCUGCUGCUCGCGACUUGGGUGGCCUCGAACGUGGGCCAUCGGCGCCUUUCCGCAUCAGCCGAGUGAUGCUGGACGUUCCGACCAAGACCGCCUCUGUUCUCCAAAUGUUUGAACACGAGGUCGAGCCCGCAGAUAUUGCGGUUCUCUGCAAGCUGCCGACGCUUACGCAAACGGACAAGACGCGUCUUGAAUCGAUCAAAGGUCGUAAGCUUAUCCAGCUAGUGGCCGAGGGCGACAGCCCCAAGGACAAUGCCCUCUGGGCCGUCCUCCUCCCGGCCUUCAUUAGCAAGGUCAAUGACCAACUGCCCGAUUCUGCCCUCGAGCUGCGCUCACUUGUUGGGGGUCUCGUCACGAGGUUACAGCCUCACGUCAGUCUCGUGGCGUCGGCGGCCAGCAAGCCUUCUCGGACCACGCCCAACCGCGCGACGUCCGACCCAGGGCUCCUAGCUGAGCAAUGGCGACUCUACCUGUCGGUUCUGUGUGGGACCAUGAACCCAAUGAAGAAGCUUUCGCAACAAUCGAAGGGCGCGGCUUCGGCAUCCGCGGUGAUGAUUUCAACCGCGCUGUUCGGUUACCUCGUCCAGAUACUCACUUGGGAUGACCGGCGAUUCCAGGACGCAGCGGUCUUCGCCAUGGGCUCGAUCCGCGCCCCCGCCUUGAAGCCGCUCGCUGAGCAACUGCUCACGUUCGUCCGUCGGCUGGCCGACUCGUAUAAAUCAACUCCCUCCCGACAAACGCGGCCUCUUGGUCAUGGCGGAAUGUGGACGGCGGCUGCUAGGGUGUUCUCCUUCGUCUCGCCGCUUCUUCUCGACGGCCGAGCGAACUCGUCGUCACACCUUGAGAUACUCUCAUCGUUCAUAGGGUUCGUCAAGCUCACGUUGACGCUCCUCUCGGACCGGCGCGAGGACUACGAUCUGCAGAGCUUGCGGCGCGAGUUCUGCAUCGUCACGGACAAGCUGUCAACCGCGUUGGGCAAGCUCGAUUCGAGCGACCGGUUCCUCGGCGAAGAGGUGCGCGGCGCGAUCUUCAAGCUCUGCGCGGACUGGUGUCUCCUGGGAAGCAGGCCUGAUGUGGUCAAGGCACGCGAAGGGAGUAUCCUACAGGCAGCUGCGGCAGCAUACGGCCCAGGUGGUUCACAGGAACGAGCACAGUACCUCGACGACGUGCAAUCGAAGACGAAGUUGCUCUCUAUCACUUCCGCGGAGGCCAUGGCAUCCCUCUGUUCCGGCAAGCUCAUUUCGGCAGCCGAUGCAACCCCAGCAGGCCAAGCUUCGAACCACAUCGUUGAGCCUUUAACUGUGCUGCGGUGGAUCCGCGGCCUGUUCCAGUUGGCGCCGACGAACUACCACGACACUGCUCGCAAGGCGCUGACCGCCCUCAUGAAAUACAACUGGGACGUGGAGAGGCUGGCCGACGAGGUCCUCCACCAGUCGUUCGGCGAAGGCGAGCAUUUUGCGUUGGAGGCGUCAUUCUUCGGCGUUGUCGCGGACAUGGUCUCCGAAGGAACAAUUGUCCUUCCACCAGCCCAGCUAGCCUGUUUAUCACUUUCGAAGCUUGGUCAUCCCGUCCCGGAAGUGCGGCAGCGCGCUUUCCAGCUGGCAGAGUGGCUCUUCCACGAUCCGGAGGACCAGACCUCGCUCGCCACAGUUUUGCCCUCCGUGGGCAGCGCCGCUCCGAAUGUCUACCGCAAGGCUCAACUUGAGAUGACCGCGCGCCUGGCAGUCAUGUUCGCCGACCUCGCAAUGCCUUUCCUCUCCGAGUGCACUAUCCGUUUGACGCAGCUCGAAGCGCCACGACGACAUGCUACACUCUCAAUCCUACCCGCGUUUCUGAAGGUCAUGGCUCUGGGGUCGGAUAGCAAGGCUGAGGCAGACCAGAUUGCACUGGAGCACCAAGCGCUCUCAAACUUGGUGUACCUUGUGGUCCGCUUCUCAGACGACCACCUGGAGGACGUCCGCGAGAUCCUGCUCAGUUUCGCUGGAGGUCCUGGCCGAUCGCGCAACACCAUGGCUCUUGUCAAGUUCCUUUUCGAGCAAGGUGCCAAGCGCGGCAACGCAGACUUUAUGCUGCACGCGCAGCAAAUCAUGGCUUGUCUCGCAGACUCGCCUGCCGGAGACAGCAUCUUCGAAGAGAUCUGCCAGUUCGUUCAUCCAUCCGACAUGGCCACGAGUGCACAGGCCGAUGCUCCUGCGAGCCCAAGCAGCAACUUGGCUGACCUUGACGCGCUGUUUGCCAGCACGCUCCACUCCAAACCUCUGUCGCAUGGUCAAAUGGCUCUGCUUCUCGCAGGUGAACUGCUGCCCAGCAGGCUGGCUCACCCGCUCCUAGUGAGCCGCCUUCCUGCCAUGCUCCACGUCGCCUUCAUCCAUUGCGACGACCCGAAUGUGGCGAUGCGUGAGGGUGCCCAGCGCGUGCUCUUCCAGGUGCUUCGGACGUGGAUCAGCCAACUCUCGAGAUCACAUUUGCUCGAGCUGUCGGAACGGGCAUCUGCAUGGGAGGCAGCCGAGCUCAAGACGACGGCUCUCGCCAACCAAAGUGCUGAUCGGUUUUGGAAGGCCGACGACACUGGGAGCAUGGACACGUUCUCCCACGCCCCAUCCCGAAUGUCCACCCUCGUGGCCAAGGUACUCGGAAUCCUGCAGCAGGCUCACCCGCAGCUGCGCCAGCAGUGGGGAUGUCUUGCCCUUGACUGGGCCACUUCCUGCACUGUUCGCCACCUGGCGUGUCGGUCAUUCCAGGUCUUCCGGAUUCUCACUCCCAACAUCAACGCGCGCAUGAUGUCCGACAUGCUCGCCCGUCUGUCGUCGACGUUUGGUAGCCCUGCGGUCGAGAUUCAGACGUUCAACAGCGAAGUCCUGCGGACAUUGGCGUGCGUUGUCCAGUCACUCUCGGCUGAGGACAUGCGCAACUACCCACAGAUCUUCUGGUGCGUGACGGCGUGCCUGGGUACCCCGUACGAGCCAGAGUUCAACGAGGUCAUCGAGCUCUUUUCGCAUGUCUUAGACAAGACGAACUUGGCCGAUCCGGCAGUCGUCUCUCACCUCUCCUCGUUCCGCCCAGCAGACUGGGUUGGUCCUCCGCCCAACCUUCAGGCUCUUCUUCUGAUCGGUCUGCGGUCGUCCAAGACGGACAUGAUGACCUUCGACCUCAUUCGACGACUUACUUCGGUCCCUGACGCGGAGCUCAUUGACGACCCCGAGACUCGGCUGCUGCACGGCUUCGUGGCCGCACUGCCGUGGAUGCUGCACUCGACGGACCUCGGCGAACCAAACGAAGAGCUCGCAGGUAUGGCGUCCGACCUCGCUGCGAUUGCCGAGGACCAGGGCAAGGCUGGUUUUGCUCGCCUUCUUACCUCGUUUGCGCACAAUCGCUUCCGUUCCAAGGACGACUUCAUCCGGCAAGCUGCGAAGCUUCUGCUCGAGUAUAUCCACAAACACGCCCUGGAGAUCGUCACCCUUCUCCUCGGGUUUGUCCUCAACCAGAACGACUGGAUGAGGGACAAGGCACUACAGAUCCUCGCACUUGUCCUCGCCAACUCGGAUGUAGUGCCCAUUCUGACCCCGUUCAACUGCGAGCUCGUGCGCCCGCUGCUCCGCCUCGUGUCGACCAAACACGCCUCUCUGGCCCUGGAUGUCCUAGACCUCCCGCUGUUUACCAGCGGCGAAGUCUCUGAACCCUGUGACUCGCUGUUUGGCCCCAUUGAGAACAGCGGCUGGAGUGUGCCCGAGGCUAAGGAACGCUCCGAAGUUACGCGCAGCAAUGUACUUGCGGUGUUCAAUACCGUAUCUGUUGAAUCGCGCGCGGCGUCGGCUCACUUCUCCGUCCUUCAGUUCUCGGACCUGGCCACGGGUUCCAACCAUGCCGCAGGCUGGGGUGCGUCGCAGCAGCCGUUCGAGAUGCCCUCGCCGCCUAUGCCUGUGCCCGACAACGCGUCGAUGGGCGACCUCGUCGGCGCGCUACACUCUCUCAACCAGUUCUUCGACGACGGGCUGGACAGCACGCCAAAUGCCAUCAUGGCGUCUCCAAUUGCCCGCCGCGCUGGACGCCACUUGGGUCGCGUGAGCUCGACCGACUCGCUGCCGUUCAACAUGGGCGGCGUGCGCGCUGUCAUCGCCCGAGGCGCUAUGGGUCGCAGCGGGAGUACAACCACGGGUCCCGACGACUCGCUGCCGCUCGGCUACUCGCUCGAUCCGUCGCUGCUGAAGAGCACCGAGUCCUUUACGUCUUCAACUGAGGCAGCUGCUGCCAGGCCCGGGUCGGCUCAGAGCGAGCGUUCCGGCCGCCGCUCGCCGGCACGUCAACAGCCCCAACCCGGCGACGUGAUAACGUUUGGACCCAACGGGGCGACGUUCCAGGGCGCCAACGGGCGCAGCGGCAAGCUGUACGUCCACAACGGCCACCAGCCGAGCUUCUCAUCCGAAAGCGAGUUUGGCGCGGCGGCCAGCGACAACCGCUUCUCGCUCGAGGACGGCGACGAUUUCCUCGCCCAGCCUGCGCGGCCGUGGCCAGACGUCGACCGGAGCUGGACCCCCUCACCACGCGACAAAGCCAACUCGUAA